Messenger RNA from Clunio marinus, 228 nucleotides. The record is from the annotation of a GenBank genome assembly. NCBI's taxonomy places the organism in Eukaryota, Metazoa, Arthropoda, Insecta, Diptera, Chironomidae.
AUGGUCAUUUUUCUUGAAAAGCACUAUUCGCCGCAUUUAGAAAGGAAGUUUGAAGUUUGCCUUCUGUACUUUUUCAAAGCAAUUAAUAUCAGAUUUCCAUACACUCAACAAGCAUUCAACUUGUUACAUGAAAAGUUGUCGAUAGUUCAGAAUGACCAUCAACAGGAUUUUAAAGCCUUUUCCAUGCUUUUGUUUGUUCCUUCACAAAUGACUUUAAUGGAAUCAUAA